Molecule: messenger RNA, 297 nt
Organism: Penicillium bovifimosum
Lineage: Eukaryota; Fungi; Ascomycota; Eurotiomycetes; Eurotiales; Aspergillaceae
Exons: 2
Coding region: 1-297 (98 amino acids)
Source: RefSeq, a predicted model, not a curated record
AUGACUCUUCUAUGGCUGCAGGCUGACUUGGAAAGCAAAACCUGGGACUCGAGUUCCCAAGCCCUCCGCGUCAAGAAUCAAGAUGCCAUGUCUAGCCCACAAUUGCGUUCAUCUCCGGGUCGCAAUAUGCAAGGAGGAAUGUCUCCCGUAGGCUUUUCCCGCACCCAUAGCGCUUGGGAGAGCAACGUGAGAGUGGGCUCCGGCCUCGUCCUGCGCGUAAGGUGCUUUCAAUUCAUGAUUCCCCUCAUUGAGCAACCCAAGAUCCUGGGCAAGACCCAGUCUGGUCGCAUCACAUGA